Messenger RNA from Girardinichthys multiradiatus, 2100 nucleotides. It is a transcript of the gene suclg2, whose product is annotated as succinate-CoA ligase GDP-forming subunit beta. Gene Ontology annotation, cellular component: mitochondrion; succinate-CoA ligase complex. Gene Ontology annotation, biological process: succinyl-CoA metabolic process; tricarboxylic acid cycle. Gene Ontology annotation, molecular function: succinate-CoA ligase (GDP-forming) activity; ATP binding; metal ion binding. The record is from RefSeq and is a predicted model, not a curated record. The coding region runs from base 41 to 1336 and encodes 431 amino acids. NCBI's taxonomy places the organism in Eukaryota, Metazoa, Chordata, Actinopteri, Cyprinodontiformes, Goodeidae. The transcript has 11 exons.
GCUUCAGACGUCACUCCCGUCUCUGGUAUUGCGUGUCAACAUGGCGGCUUCCAUGGCAUCCCAGGCUGCAGUUAGAGGACUGAGGACAACCACAACAAAGCACGUCUUCCUGGACAAGUUAAAGUAUACCUGGCUGAAUCCCAGGAGAUGGCUAAACCUACAAGAGUACCAGAGCAAGAAGCUGAUGCAGGACAGCGGCGUGGCGGUUCAACGCUUCUACGUGGUUGACACAGCUUCUGAAGCCCAGGAGGCUGCAAAGAGACUCGAUGCCAAGGAAAUAGUCCUGAAAGCUCAGAUUCUGGCUGGUGGCAGAGGCAAGGGCGUGUUCGACAGUGGCCUUAAAGGUGGAGUGCACUUAACUAAGGACCCUGCAGUUGUUGGUGAGCUGGCUAAAAAGAUGCUCGGCUUCAACCUGACUACCAAGCAGACGCCCAAAGAUGGAGUGAAAGUGAAAACAGUGAUGGUUGCUGAGGCUCUGGACAUAAGCAGAGAGACAUAUUUUGCCAUCCUAAUGGAUCGGGCAUGUAAUGGUCCAGUAAUGGUGGGAAGCCCUAAGGGAGGGAUGGAUAUUGAGGAGGUGGCCACCACCACCCCAGAACUCAUCUUUAAGGAAGUCAUAGAUAUAUUUGAAGGAGUGCGAGACGACCAGGCACUGCACAUGGCAGCUAAUUUGGGUUUCAAAGGACCUUUGCAAAGACAGGCAGCAGAUCAGAUUAAGAGGCUCUAUGAUCUGUUCCUGAAAGUCGACGCCACUCAAGUUGAAGUCAAUCCGCUCGGAGAGACUCCCGAAGGACAAGUGGUUUGCUUCGAUGCCAAAAUCAACUUUGAUGACAACGCUGAGUUCCGUCAGAAAGAUGUGUUCGCCAUGGAUGACAUGACAGAGAGCGACGCAACAGAGAUGGAGGCGGCCAAGUGGGAUCUUAAAUAUAUCGGAAUGGACGGAAACAUUGCCUGCUUUGUGAAUGGAGCUGGUCUUGCCAUGGCAACAUGUGACAUCAUUGACCUCCAUGGAGGAAAGCCGGCUAAUUUCCUAGACCUUGGGGGCGGUGUCAAAGAGAGGCAGGUGUAUGAGGCUUUUAAGCUGCUGACUGCUGACCCAAAGGUUGAAGCCAUCUUGGUCAACAUCUUUGGAGGCAUCGUCAACUGUGCCAUCAUUGCCAAUGGCAUUACCAAAGCUUGUCGAGAGCUGGAGCUCAAGGUCCCACUGGUGGUCAGGCUCGAAGGGACAAACGUGCAUGAAGCAAAGAGGAUCCUGACCGAAAGCGGCCUGCCCAUCACAGCAGCCGAAGACCUGGACGACGCCGCCAAGAAAGCAGUGGCUGCCAUCAGGAAAUGAAGAGCUGUUUGUGACCUCUCCACCCCCCAUGGCUUCCAUCACCAGCAGCCUUUUUCUUUUACAAAGACCUCCAGAACUUCAAGUUUUUGCUCUAACUGACUCUGCUUUUUCUCUUUAAAAACUUAAAUAGGUGCUCACCUCAAUAUCUGUAUCAAACUUUCUAAAGCAUUGUAUUUUCACGUUAAUUAUUCUCAUUUUAUGUUGAUUGGGAAAAAUUUCCAAAUUUGUUUAGGGAAUAUUUUAAAACCAUUUGGGUUUUCAGAGCCUCCUACAGAAAAUGGAUUGAGGUUUAUCACUUUCAUUCCACUGCAUUCCAUUUUCUAGUGCAGAUAUGCUUAUCUCUCUACAUAUUAUGGUCAUUGUGUUGAUUUAUUAGGGGAAAAAAAGAUGUUUUAUAAGCAGAGGGUCUAACAGUAAAACUGUGAACUCUUCCAUUGUAGCUAAACCUAAAGGAAGCAAGAGGUUUGGUGCAAACUGUCCCCUUGAAGGCCCAGGUUAGUAACAGCGCAUUGUGUGUGUCUUAUGUUUUUUUCUACAUCAUGUCUUACGUUUAAAGUGCUAAUUCCAUAUACUUGUGCCUGACAAAUGAAGGUUUAAGGUUUUGGAUGUUAUCAUGACAGCUCUAAUUGGUUUCUCAGUUAUAUGUUGAAAAUACAAUGGGAGAAAAUAUUUUAUAAAAUCAUGAAUGUAAAUUUAUAACUGAAUUAAAGGUGGAAAGUUCUGUACAUAAUCUGAGAGAUUAAAAACAGACAUGUCAAAGUGAA